Neolamprologus brichardi is the source of this 2341-nucleotide messenger RNA. It is a transcript of the gene drgx, whose product is annotated as dorsal root ganglia homeobox. The record is from RefSeq and is a predicted model, not a curated record. Gene Ontology annotation, biological process: regulation of transcription by RNA polymerase II. Gene Ontology annotation, molecular function: DNA-binding transcription factor activity, RNA polymerase II-specific; RNA polymerase II transcription regulatory region sequence-specific DNA binding. Lineage: Eukaryota; Metazoa; Chordata; Actinopteri; Cichliformes; Cichlidae.
AGUCGGUGGAAGUGCAGCAGCCACUUCUCUCCGAAGCGCUAACUCACUCACAUCAGCAUCCUCACCGCAGGUUCCGUUUCGGAGUCUCUUAAGCGCGCAAAGAUGUUCUACUUCCACUGUCCACCUCAGCUGGACGGAGAGUGCUGUCGCUCCAACACGCUGAAUUCAGGCGGAUUUGGCAACCACGCCCCAACUGAUUUUGACGAUGGAUUUCUACGUAGGAAACAGCGCAGAAACAGAACAACAUUUACUUUGCAACAGUUGGAGGCUUUGGAGGCUGUUUUCGCCCAGACCCACUACCCGGACGUGUUCACGCGGGAGGAGCUGGCGAUGAAGAUCAACCUGACCGAGGCCAGGGUGCAGGUUUGGUUUCAGAACCGCAGAGCAAAGUGGAGGAAGACAGAGCGAGGGAGCUCGGACCCUGAAGGAGGGAAAGAGCAGAUGAGUGAGGGAACUCCUCCAUCUCGCAGCAUCAACUCUCAGUCCCCAGUGGACCAGGGCAGAAAACAGAAAGAACCACUGGAGAUGCAGCCAAGUAUCAACAGGACAGUGGGUCCUGGUGGUCCUUUCUUUCCAUCCUGCUUACCAGGCACCCUCCUUAACUCUGCCACCUAUGCCCAGGCUCUCUCGCAGGUCGCCACUCUGAAAGGUAAUGGCUUGUGCUCGUGCUGCGUUUCGGACCCCAUGGGCUUGUCCUUCCUGCCACCCUAUGGUUGUCAGGGUAACCGCACAGCCAGUGUGGCCGCCCUGCGCAUGAAGGCCCGUGAGCACUCUGAGGCUGUGCUGCAGUCUGCUAACCUGCUUGGUGCAGCAACCGGACCAGGUGCCAGCGUGGGAGUCCUGUCGGGAGUCGGCGUGAGCGCAGCUGGGGUGGUAAGACCCUCGGUGGGUCCUCCCAUUGAGGUGUCAGGCGCUGUUGGAAGAGGGGGAGAUAGCUCCAGUCCCAUCUUGGCCUCCAAGGUCCCAGUCCUGGGCAGCAGUCCUGACAAGCACCCUCACUGCCCUAAGGAACCACUGGAGAAAAAGUAAAGGCGCUGGACACAAACGUGGAUGUACCGAUACUCUAAAUCUGUGUGACUGUGCCUGCUGUAACUACUCGACCCUGGCUGUAUGAGAAACUAAGCACAAAUGACUGACUCCAGAAACAGCCUGGGAUGGACUUUUCUCAUAUCACACUGUAUGGAUGCAAACAUUUAACUAUUUAUUUGACAGUAAGUUAUGAUUGUGAGAAAUGCUCAGUAACUGGGGCCUCGUUCCCUCAUAAAAGCACAACUGUGGUUUUUGGAUCUAUUAUCUGUCUUCAUGCGCUCUUGGACUCUUUCGAUGGACUUACAUAGAUACAAUAUGUGUGCGACAAAGACAUAUUUGAUAAUGUGAAUUUAAAUAAUCCUGAUGUUGUUCCUCUCAUUUUCAUUAGGAGGACUGGUGGUUACGUUGUAAACAUUAAUGCAUGUAAACUGUAAGUGUGCAAAUGGCUGGCAGGACAGUGAGGAGUUUUGCUGGAUUUUGGGUAAUAUAUUGUUUAUGGCAUCAGGUCAAGCAAUCGCCUCUCAUUCUUUUGAGUUUAAAAGUGAAAGUGCACUUUAAUAUUAAUCAGGCAUUUUAAGUGUAAAUGUGUACAUGUGCCAGACUAUGUGUGAACCCCAGGCAGGCUAAAGCAGACUCAGCGAGAGAGCGGCAGUAGUCCCUUCCACUCUGUUAGCACAUCUGUAGUGCCAGCAGACAGGGAACACACCAGUCCUGUUGUGACAUGUUCUUUAAAACAAUUAAAGAUGUACUCGCUCAUGUUCCUCUCCUGUUGCCUCUCGCUCCAGCCAUCUGUUCUAAUACAUUAUUUAUCAGUUUCCUUUAAAGCUGGGAGAGGAGAGCAUUCGUGACUCUUAUUAUUUAUUUACUUUUAGGAACGCUUGCGCUCACCCUUCCUCUCUGCGAGCCUUUUUUAAUUUUUUUUUAUUUUUAAUAAACCCCAUUAAAGAUGAUAUAUGCUAUUUGUUAAUGUUGGAUUUACAUUUGAAAAAAUAUCAUCUGUCAUCACCUCAGGGCAACGUAGUUUAUCACGGGCAAUAUAUUUGUUGAUUCAUUAUUCUUAAAUAUCUCCCCUCACUAGAAUGACUCUUGACUAUAAGACCGACUGAUCAGACUGAGAAUACUUAACCGCAGUGCACACAACCAGUAGUUGCUGAUUCAAUUUGCGUCCUUGAGGAUUUUCAGGAAAUUACUUUUGAUAGUCAAUAACACAAUUAAGUAAACUACACACACAUUAUCAUGAAUAAUUGAUAAGAAAUUAUGUAUUACCAUGAAGUAGUGGUUCAAUAAUUGAUGAGGCGACACCCUGGUGACA